Drosophila ficusphila is the source of this 5489-nucleotide messenger RNA. RefSeq names its product phospholipid-transporting ATPase IA (gene ATP8A). NCBI's taxonomy places the organism in Eukaryota, Metazoa, Arthropoda, Insecta, Diptera, Drosophilidae. The transcript has 10 exons. The record is from RefSeq and is a predicted model, not a curated record. Gene Ontology annotation, biological process: phospholipid translocation. Bases 1095 to 4613 code for a protein of 1172 amino acids. Gene Ontology annotation, cellular component: plasma membrane. Gene Ontology annotation, molecular function: ATP hydrolysis activity; ATPase-coupled intramembrane lipid carrier activity; ATP binding.
AGUUAUUUAGCGUUUUGGUGUUUCAGUCGCUUUUCGAACCGCCAAGCAAAAAGUCGUGCCAGCGCACGGACGCCUUUUGGACCGGUUAACGAGGUCGACGUGUUGAGCCAACGCGAAUUGUUACUGGCGAAUGUAAAUACUGGAUAUCCGAUAACUAAGUCAAAGUGUUCGACUGACUUUCGGUGAUCUCAGUGAUGCACAGUCAUCCGAAACACAAAUAGCUUUCGGAUAUUAGUGACGGUUUUUAUUUGUUUUCGUUUCACUAAACACUCAAAAACCCGUGCCGCGAAAGGUCAAAUGUAAUUAUCCGUACACUUGGUGGCACAUUUGGUGCAUGGACAACCACCGUACAGCGUGUUUCGUAUGCACGAAAAUAAAUGUUGCCGCGUCAAUUUAUCGUUUGAUUUUCAUAAGCUAUGCUGUGCUACGACCAAUGAAGAGUAGCAGCUGUAUAAUCAAAUGUUCGGGCACAGUGAAAAAAAAUUUAAGGCAAUAAGGGUUUCUUAUUUGUGGAUUGCAAACACUUAAUCAAAAAAAUGGUGGAACAGCGUAGGAAAUACAAGAAAGCAUGCUACGAUCAAAUAGUUUUCAAGUGGGGAUUACAAAAAAAAACUUUAUUAAAAUGUAAAAUAUUUCUAUCUUAAAGCACAGAAUUUCUACCCAUAGUGGGCGGUACUUUUUCUCCAUGUAAAAACAAAUACAGCGUGGAAAGGCAAAUUGGAGACGCGCUUUAUUGUCAUCCAUUCAUUGGCUACGGCAUAGAAAGUCGAUUCGCUUUCGUACCGCUAUUCUCCGGUGCUCUCUCCUACUCUCUUACCAUCUCCCGAUCCUCUCUCUCUCUCUGUUAAGUACCGCUCUUUCUUUUGUUUUGCAACUGCAAUUGUUGUUAAUUGCAAAUGCUGUUCAGACCAGUUUUCUUUGCCAUUCGUCGGCGUCAUCGGCUGUACGCUCUUUUCCCUUUUAUCGGGCAUUAGCCGCACUUUUAGUUGCAUGUGCGAACCGAUUUACUGGUAAAUUGCAUUCGACCCACUGAAAUCGAGGGGCUUGCAGAUCGGAUCGGUUAGUGGCAUCCGUUUAGUACUAAACGAGAUAGUAUGUCAUUACUAAAUCAGCGAGCUGAAAGCCAACAGUUCCACAGACUCGAAGAUGAUGAGGACUUCACCUCGUCCGCCGGCUACGAUGCAGAUGAUGGAGAGAGGCGUGUCAUAAACCUAAAUGGGCCGCAGCCCACUAAGUACUGUAAUAAUCGCAUAACGACGGCAAAAUAUAGUUUCAUCAGCUUUUUGCCCGCGUUUCUGUUCGAGCAGUUUAGGCGGUACUCCAACUGCUUUUUCCUGCUAAUUGCCAUACUGCAACAAAUCCCGGAAGUAUCGCCCACGGGUCGUUACACCACGUUGGUCCCGCUGAUGUUUAUCCUCUCGGUGAGCGCCAUCAAGGAGAUAAUUGAGGAUAUUAAACGACAUCGUGCGGAUAAUGAGAUCAAUCACAGAUUGAUUGAGCGCCUGGAUAGUGGCUCCUGGAACACAGUCCGCUGGUCGGAAUUGACGGUUGGUGACAUCAUAAAAGUGGGGAUCAACUCCUUCUUCCCCGCCGAUCUGAUUCUCCUGUCGUCCAGUGAACCACAGGCCAUGUGCUUCAUAGAAACAGCCAAUCUGGAUGGCGAGACGAACCUGAAGAUCCGACAGGCUCUGCCAGCCACCGCCGGUCUCCUGGAGACGAAGGACCUGCAGCGCCUGGAGGGCAGGAUCGAGUGCGAGAUGCCCAACAGGCACUUGUACGAGUUCAACGGGGUGCUCAGGGAAACCGGAAAGCCUCCAGCUGCUUUGGGCAACGACCAGGUGCUGCAGCGCGGCGCCAUUCUGAGGAACACGGCGUGGGUGUUCGGCAUCGUGGUCUACUCCGGCCAGGAGACGAAGCUGAUGAAGAACUCUACCUCGGCGCCGCUGAAGCGCUCCACCGUGGACAAGCUGACCAACACCCAGAUCCUCAUGCUGUUCAUGAUCCUCAUCUCGCUGUGCAUCACCAGCGGACUGUGCAAUCUCUUCUGGACGCGGGAGCACUCGGAGACGGACUGGUACUUGGCGCUCACCGACUUCCGGACCAAAAGCCUCGGCUACAACCUGCUGACCUUCUUCAUUCUGUACAACAACCUGAUCCCCAUCUCGCUGCAGGUGACCCUCGAGUUAGUCCGCUUCCUGCAGGCGAUCUUCAUCAACUACGACAUCGAGAUGUACCACGAGCAGUCCAACACGCCUGCGAUGGCGCGUACCUCGAAUCUGAACGAGGAACUGGGCAUGGUGAAGUACAUCUUCUCGGAUAAGACGGGCACUCUCACGCAGAACGUGAUGGAGUUCAAGAAGUGCUCCAUCGCUGGUUAUGUUUACACACCGGAGAGAACGCCCGAGGAAUCGCAAUUGGUGCAGAACAUCCUGAGUCGCCACCAGACGGCUGCGGUGAUCGAGGAGUUCCUGGUCCUCCUAUCCGUGUGCCAUACAGUGAUCCCCGAGAGGAAGGAGGAUGGCACCAUCAUCUACCACGCCGCCAGUCCAGACGAACGAGCUUUGGUGGAGGGUGCCAAUAGGUUCGGUUACAUCUUCGACACGCGCACUCCGGAAUACGUGGAGAUCAAUGCAUUGGGAGUGAGGAAGCGUUACGAGGUGCUCAACGUCCUGGAAUUCACCUCGACCCGAAAGAGGAUGUCGCUGAUUGUUCGCACGCCGGACAACAAGAUCAAGUUGUUCUGCAAGGGAGCGGAUACGGUGAUCUACGAGCGGUUGGCUCCGCAGGGACAAGCUUUCCGGGAACAGACGCUGCGGCAUUUGGAGGAGUUCGCCUCGGAUGGUUUGAGGACACUCUGCCUGGCAGUGGCCGAUAUCCGACCGGAUGUCUACCAGGAAUGGCGACAGACCUUCGACAAGGCAUCGGUGGCCCUGCAGAAUCGGGAGAGCAAGCUGGAAGAUGCCGCCAAUCUGAUUGAGAAUAAUCUGAGAUUGUUGGGAGCCACGGCCAUUGAGGAUCGGUUGCAGGAUGGUGUGCCGGAGACGAUUGCCUCACUGCUGGAUGCUGGAAUCUACAUCUGGGUGCUAACCGGCGAUAAACAGGAAACGGCCAUCAACAUUGGCUACUCCUGCCGGCUAAUCAGUCACUCAAUGGAUAUUAUCAUCCUCAAUGAGGAGAGCUUAGAUGCCACCCGCGAAGUAAUCCAUCGUCACUAUGGAGAGUUCAAGAGCUCUUCGGCCAAGGACGCAAAUGUGGCUUUGGUCAUCGAUGGCACCACUCUGAAGUACGCCUUGAGCUGUGAUCUGCGGAAUGAUUUCCAAGUGCUCUGCCUCCUGUGCCGCGUGGUCAUCUGCUGUCGCGUGUCGCCGAUGCAAAAGGCCGAAGUGGUCGAAAUGGUCACCCAGAGCACGAACGCAGUGACCCUGGCCAUUGGCGAUGGGGCCAACGAUGUGGCCAUGAUCCAGAAGGCGAACGUGGGCAUUGGAAUUUCUGGAGUGGAAGGUCUUCAGGCGGCCUGUGCCUCGGACUACUCGAUUGCCCAGUUCCGCUACCUGCAGAGGUUGCUCCUCGUCCAUGGAGCUUGGAACUACGCGCGGAUCUCCAAGCUGAUCCUGUACAGCUUCUACAAGAACGUCUGCCUGUACGUGAUCGAGCUGUGGUUCGCCCUCUACUCCGGAUGGUCGGGUCAGAUCCUCUUCGAGCGCUGGACCAUUGGUCUGUAUAAUGUGCUCUUCACGGCCAUGCCGCCGUUCGCCAUGGGACUCUUCGAGAAGUUCUGCACGGCGGAGACGAUGAUCCGCUAUCCGCUGCUCUACAAAACCUCGCAGAAUGCCAAGCUCUUCAACGUGAAGGUGUUCUGGAUUUGGAUAUUCAAUGCGCUGCUGCACUCGGUGUUCCUCUUCUGGCUGCCAUUGGCUGCUUAUGCGAAGGAGGUUAUCUGGAGCGAUGGCAAGACCAGUGAUUACCUGAUGAUGGGCAAUCUAGUCUAUACGUAUGUGAUUGUAACAGUUUGCCUGAAGGCCGGACUCAUCACGAACUCGUGGACCUGGCUGACGCACCUGGCCAUUUGGGGCUCCAUAGUCCUGUGGUUCGGCUUCCUGCUGAUCUACAGCCAUGUUUGGCCAACGUUCAAGUUCGCCAGCAAUUUUCGCGGCAUGGAUAUCCAGCUGCUCUCCACGCCAGUUUUCUAUUUUGGUUUGCUGUUGGUGCCCAUCACCACGCUGCUGGUGGAUGUUAUCUGCAAACUUGUACACAACACGGUGUUCAAGACUCUCACGGAGGCCGUUCGCGAAACCGAAAUUCGACGCAGCGACAUCUCCGAAGUGAUGAACGAACCGCGAUCUUCUGACUCUGGUUUCGGAUACGCCCUCGGCAAGUUGGUGCGGUCCAGGCACGUCCUGAUCUCGCAGGACCUGCGUCCCAACCUGGAGUCGGGCUCCAGUGUGGAGUCCAAUCUGCGGGUGGAGAACCUGGAGCUGGAGGUGGACACGGAGCAGCAGCAGCGCAACAGGCAGCGGCAGAAGUGGCGCGGUGGUCAGCUGCAGCAGCUUGAGGCUCCCGGCAGGAGGAGAACCACCGCCAGCUCACCCACCACGGCCACGCUGCACAUGUGAACGGACGGAGGCAAUUCGAAUUAUUUUUUUAGAUUUAAAUCCCAUGUAUCUGAUAAGUGUGUGCAUAAUUGUAUAGUAUUGUAAUAUGCAUUCCGAGCGGGACUAUUUCCCGACUCCCGCAUCGAGUACCUCCUAAGGAUCAUAUCAUAUACCCAUUUGUGUACAUAUAUGUCAGGACUCGAGAGCGUAGUCUACUAUAUACAUCGCAUUCUGUAUGUGCUAACCAAACAUUUUGCCAACUGUGAUAGUGUCUAAGGAGUAGCCAGGUGGUUAGGCACGUAGGAUAGGCCAAUAAUCAGGGAAUGUUCCUUUGUGAAUCAUUCGUCAUUUCCGCGGAGUUACUUUGUGUAUUUAUAAUCGUACCUUAUUAUGUGUUUAAUGGAUGUUUAACUUAUAGUACACUUUUAAGAGACUUGUCAGGUUGUAAAAACGUUGAAAACGAAACCCCAGUCACGAAUGUUCCGUUCGAUCCUACUAAAAACAAUCUAUGAUUAACCAACCAACCAACCAACCACCAACCGAUAUACAUACUCAUCCCAACGUUAUUGGAAUGUGAUGGUACCCAGAUGAUAUGUAUGUAUCAGUUUUGAAUAUAUGUAUCCCGCACCGUCCACCCCAGAUCGCAUGCAAUUCGAUUCGGCCAAUGAUACUAUAAUCUAUAUACUAACUGUAUGGCUGCUGAUUGAUUUUAACCGAUCUGAAACGAUACGCUCUGCACUUAUGUUCUAUGUACUUAUGUUUUAUUUUGUAUUACUCGACACACACACACUUAACCAAUCACAACCAACACCUACACCUACGCAGAACCCAAACACACCCAACAAACAAUAACUAACCAAUAUAUAAUUUAAUAAAAGUCAAAGAGUCAACAGCAAA